Messenger RNA from Poeciliopsis prolifica (blackstripe livebearer), 1812 nucleotides. Its product is annotated as saccharopine dehydrogenase-like oxidoreductase. The transcript has 12 exons. Gene Ontology annotation, cellular component: mitochondrion; lipid droplet; plasma membrane. The coding region runs from base 123 to 1406 and encodes 427 amino acids. The record is from RefSeq and is a predicted model, not a curated record. Gene Ontology annotation, biological process: glycolipid biosynthetic process. NCBI's taxonomy places the organism in Eukaryota, Metazoa, Chordata, Actinopteri, Cyprinodontiformes, Poeciliidae.
UUGGCUACGGAAGUAGACAAAGCAGCGCUGUGAAAAGCGCAGCGGGCAGCUCAGCCCCUUCAUUGUGACAGUAAAGGUGUCGCAGUGAACUUCUUCUCUUUGUCUGAGUGUCUACUGGUACCAUGGCGAGGGUAGAGACAACCUCCAGCAGGCCGUACCAUCUGGUCAUCUUCGGAGCCUCUGGCUUCACGGGGCAGUUCGUGGUGGAGGAGGUGGCCCGGACCGCGUCCGAGGGACCCAAGGGGAGCCUGAAGUGGGCCGUGGCUGGCAGGAGCAAGCAGAAACUGGAAAAAGUUCUGGAGCAGGCCGCUGGAGUCCUCAGUAAGCCAGAGCUCCGGACAGAGGUGGACGUCAUCGUGGCAGACGUUGGCGAACCCGACUCCCUCGCAGCCAUGUGCAAGCAGGCCGUGAUCGUUUUGAACUGCGUCGGCCCGUACCGGUUCUUUGGCGAGCCCGUGGUCCGAGCCUGCGUGGAGAACGGAGCGCACCACAUCGACAUCUCUGGAGAGCCGCAGUUUUUGGAGGGCAUGCAGCUGAACUACAACAGCCAGGCGGCAGAGAAAGGCGUCUUCGUCAUUGGAAGCUGUGGAUUUGACUCCAUUCCUGCAGACAUGGGAGUCAUCUACACACGAGAUCAGUUCAGGGGCACCCUGACUGCUGUGGAGAGCUUUCUGACUGUCAGCGCGGGACCUGAGGGUGGGUGUAUCCAUGAUGGGACCUGGCAGUCGGCCAUCUAUGGCUUCGCCGACAGCCAGAAUCUCCAGAGUCUAAGAAGGAAGUUUAACCACAAACCGCUGCCCACUGUUGGCUCCAAGCUGCGCCGCAGGGGAGCGUUGUUCUACAGUAAUGAGAUCCAGCAGUACGCGCUUCCCUUCAUGGGUUCUGAUCCGUCAGUGGUGAAAAGAACCCAGCGCUUCCUGGCAGAGGAACAUCAAGCCACGCCGGUCCAGUAUGGAGCGUAUGCUGGAGUUGGAGGUAUUGGCAGCAUCAUCAGGUUGAUGUUUGCUGGCAUGAUGUUCUGGUUGUUGGUCAAGUGCGGUUGGGGACGCAACCUGCUCAUUAAGUAUCCAGAGUUUUUCUCCUUUGGAAUGUUCUCGAAAGCCGGACCAACCAGAAAGCAGAUGGAGGGGUCAUCCUUCCAGUUCUCCUUCUACGGCGAGGGUUACACAGACGGUCAGGACCCCGCGCAGGGAAAACCCAACGCCAAGAUCCGCACUCUAGUUCAGGGACCAGAGGCCGGAUAUGUGGCCACGCCCAUUGCCAUGGUGCAAGCUGCUCUCACGAUGCUCAACGAACCGGCAGCUUUGCCCCAGAAGGGAGGAGUUUAUUCUCCAGGAGCCGCUUUCGCCAAAACCACCCUCAUCGAACGCCUCAACAAACAUGGCAUCCAGUUCUCCGUCAUCUAAUCCUGACACUUUUGUGAGCAUUUACUAACACGCAAAACUAUAACUGGGAAACUUUUAGCUUAAAUAUAUACUUUUUUAUUUUUAUUUUUUUGAUUAAAAGCUUCAAUUUUUGUUUUUGGUGAUGUGUUCCACUUUUAAUCCUUUGCUGCAGCCAGAAUCUCUGCAGAUUUCCCUUCAGUAUUUCACAGAUUUUACUUGGAAACUGAGCACAAUUGUUGCUGUGUUUCCUUGUCAAGGACAUUAAAAGAAUUUUAAAUUUUGCAUGGUUUUCCACCGACAUCAUUACUGAUACUAGAAGUAUUCAGGACAAUUUGGUUCAGUUCAUCCCUCUGGACACGCAUAAUAAAGAGAAAACUAAUAUUUUACGUGUACUGUCAUACAAAUAAUAAAAAGCAUCUAACAGAGA